AUGACCACACUGCCUGAAAUGACCACAUUGCCUGAAAUGACCACACUGCCUGAAAUGACCACAUGCCUGAAAUGACCACACUGCCUGAAACAGUAUCAGCAACAACAACAUUGACAACAGUAUUGCCACCAAUGACAACAACGCCAACAGCAUUGUCACUAACAACAACAACAGCAACAACAACAUCGGCACCAAACACCACAGCAGUCACAGGCACACCAAGUCCCUCUCAUGACAAAAAAAUAGGCAUACCCAGAACAGACAACAAACAUGUCUUUCUUGAGAAAUUGUUAAUCAUAUCCGUGAUCCUUAAUGUGGUCCUGCCACUGCUGGUUUACCUCUGCAUGCGACGGAGGACACAAGACAGCACACAGAGUAAUGUAACCUGGAUGGAGCUAGAAGCUCAGCCAAUGCAGCCCAUUGCGUGUCAUUCCGACGUCACAUUGUCAGCUGAGACAACUAGGAAUGGAUGCGCUGGUGGCUCGCCAUAUUGAGGACAACAUUGCCUCUGUUACACAGUAUUAGGAUGCUUCAAGGACAGCUCCACACUGCUUGGUAACAAGACAGGAGAGCUGAAUGUCUGUGGUUUGCAAAUGUCUUUUAGGGAGGAAAAACUCUGACGUGACCUAUAGCUUGAAACGUGAGGUGUGAGAGCAGACGAGCCACAGGAUGCCACCUCACUCAACUGUACAGCAAUCUGUAAUCAUGAUGAGCUACUAUAUCACCCUAACACAAAACCUAAGGGAAAUGAAGGGCAACAGGACCACCUGGUCACAUUACACUCAUAUACAAAUACAUUUUGAGGAAUUUGUGCAUGUUCUGGGACACGUUGAAACACACUGGGACAGUUAUAAUAGAGAUGGUGGUUUAGACACAGUUGAUCAAUGGUGAAUGAAAUGUUUAACAUCAUUGUCUUUUGGUUAGAUAGAUAGAUGUACUUUAUUGAUUCCGUGAGGGAAAUUCUUGUGGAGUUCCAUUCAGUGUAAAGCUGGCAAACAGAUUUGAGCUAAUGUUUCUUUGCAUUAGCCAUGGCAACACUUAAUACCCCUGGAGUUAUAUUAUUAUAUAUAUUGUUUCGUACGUUUGAAAGAAAGUUCUGCUUAUAUGCAUGAUAUGCAGGCAACAUAUGUUAGCACUACUAACCAUAACAGUUGAGACCUGACUGACUCACUGUGAGUCACAAUGUGGAGGUAGUUUGUAAAUGUGCGUGCAGUUUUUCUUUAACAUUACUUUGAAGUUAAGGAAAAAUUAAAAAGGAUAAUGCUCCUGCAGUUUACUCACUAUUACCACAGUUUGUCAUUACCUCUUCAUCUGGCAGUCACUUCCUCUGCCUCCUUAAAAUCCCGUCCAACUGUCCAAAUUAUUAAGAAAAAGUAUGCAUGUGAAGUGAACUGCUGCGCUGGUUCCAGGUUUUUUCCUUUUUUCCAUUGCAGGCAAUGACUUUCAGAAAACUAUAUAUAUGCUAACCUAUCUCUAGUGUAAGGUAUGUAGUCAUUCCUGUGACAUUAUCACUAGUUAUUUCAUAAGCUGUGAAAACAUACCAUAGUUGUUGUGAGAAAGUAUAAUUAUUAUGGCUAUAAUUAUAAUGGAUAGGUUCUCCCCCUGACAAACUUCUGCCCAGCAGUGUGUGUGUGUGUGUGUGUGUGUGUGUGUGUACGUACGUAUAUUCUUUGGAUAUGUUACAAAUGACUUUCAAGUGUAUUGAUCCCAGUUAACCAUCUUUUCUGCCCUCAAGAUGCAUUUUUGAACUCUUAUCAGCCUGUUGUCACACAAUAAUGACAGCUGAUAACAUAAAAGAAACAUGUAAUCUUAAAGGCAGUACUCCUUUUUUGUUACACCCCAUCUGUCCCUCGUUAUAUUCAGAAUAAUGUUUUUGCGUGUGUUUUACAGUGUUUGCGUACAAUUAAUUCUGUUUCAAACAGACAGAAUAGGACUGUCACAGUGCAUUUGUGUGUGUACAGGUGAGGUUUUACAUAUGUUGCAGGGAUUUGUGCACUUGAACUGGAUAUAAUCGCAAAAUCCAGUAUGGGAGGGGAAAUGGAAAUUGUUGAGUAUUUUUCAUUUUGGCAGCACAGACAUGAAAUGGAUAUUGCCUCCCCAAGUUGAGAAUAGUAAUCACAACAUGUAAGCUAUUUCUGGUUUGUAUUUGUAUUAUUUAACUCCUGUGGCAUUUUUGUAUGUGUGUGUUUUGUAAAAAUGUGAAUAAAUGUAUUCAUUGUGUUUAUAUAUGUGAAAUGAUGUGAUCAUAACUUCUCUCAAACUACUCUGAUGGCAGAUGUUAAUUGGAAAUAGACACUUGCUCAACAAAUAAAGUCAUUCUAUUCUGA
Molecule: messenger RNA, 2327 nt
Organism: Lates calcarifer (barramundi perch)
Lineage: Eukaryota; Metazoa; Chordata; Actinopteri; Centropomidae
Exons: 6
Coding region: 63-494 (143 amino acids)
Source: RefSeq, a predicted model, not a curated record